Oryza sativa Japonica Group (Japanese rice) is the source of this 954-nucleotide messenger RNA. The record is from RefSeq and is a predicted model, not a curated record. Lineage: Eukaryota; Viridiplantae; Streptophyta; Magnoliopsida; Poales; Poaceae.
CAAAACCGCUCUUCUCCCAUCGCCAUUACCACACUCGAGCAGAGCAAAUACAGUUCAGGAAUCAGGAGCAAGCAGAAACACACACACAAAUCCGAAGAUGUGCGGGAUCAAGCAGGAGAUGAGCGGCGAGUCGUCGGGGUCGCCGUGCAGCUCGGCGUCGGCGGAGCGGCAGCACCAGACGGUGUGGACGGCGCCGCCGAAGAGGCCGGCGGGGCGGACCAAGUUCAGGGAGACGAGGCACCCGGUGUUCCGCGGCGUGCGGCGGAGGGGCAAUGCCGGGAGGUGGGUGUGCGAGGUGCGGGUGCCCGGGCGGCGCGGCUGCAGGCUCUGGCUCGGCACGUUCGACACCGCCGAGGGCGCGGCGCGCGCGCACGACGCCGCCAUGCUCGCCAUCAACGCCGGCGGCGGCGGCGGCGGGGGAGCAUGCUGCCUCAACUUCGCCGACUCCGCGUGGCUCCUCGCCGUGCCGCGCUCCUACCGCACCCUCGCCGACGUCCGCCACGCCGUCGCCGAGGCCGUCGAGGACUUCUUCCGGCGCCGCCUCGCCGACGACGCGCUGUCCGCCACGUCGUCGUCCUCGACGACGCCGUCCACCCCACGCACCGACGACGACGAGGAGUCCGCCGCCACCGACGGCGACGAGUCCUCCUCCCCGGCCAGCGACCUGGCGUUCGAACUGGACGUCCUGAGUGACAUGGGCUGGGACCUGUACUACGCGAGCUUGGCGCAGGGGAUGCUCAUGGAGCCACCAUCGGCGGCGCUCGGCGACGACGGUGACGCCAUCCUCGCCGACGUCCCACUCUGGAGCUACUAGAGCUCAAUCAACUGUACAAUUUUGCCUCUUUUUUCUCUCUUUUCUGGCUUCCGAUGCCAAAAUUUUGGUACUGUACGGACACUACUUUCGGUAAUGUGAUGGAACAAGUUGCAAAACACAGAGCAUCUUCAUUUGAGUCA